Molecule: messenger RNA, 1485 nt
Organism: Astyanax mexicanus (Mexican tetra)
Lineage: Eukaryota; Metazoa; Chordata; Actinopteri; Characiformes; Acestrorhamphidae
Product: alcohol dehydrogenase 1
Exons: 9
Coding region: 92-1219 (375 amino acids)
Biological process (GO): formaldehyde catabolic process
Cellular component (GO): cytosol
Molecular function (GO): zinc ion binding; S-(hydroxymethyl)glutathione dehydrogenase [NAD(P)+] activity
Source: RefSeq, a predicted model, not a curated record
UAGUUUUUGCUUCCUCCUUGAGACUUUGGCUUUUGCGUGCAGUGUGAUGUAUUUUAUUCUCCCUCUCUCUUUCCUGUGAUAACAGUAAAGCAUGGCUACAGCAGGGAAGGUGAUCAAAUGCAAGGCAGCUGUUGCCUGGGAGCCCAACAAACCGCUGGUGAUAGAAGAGAUUGAAGUGGCUCCACCUCAGAAGGAUGAAAUACGAGUCAAGGUCGUAGCUACAGGUUUGUGUCACACAGACCUGUACCACCUAUUUGAGGGGAAAGAAGGCUUCCCUACUGUCCUGGGCCAUGAGGGAGCUGGUGUGGUGGAGAGUGUUGGACCUGGGGUUACUGAGUUCAAACCAGGUGAUAAGGUCAUCCCCCUCUGCGCUUCUCAGUGUAAUGAGUGCAGGUUCUGCAAAAGCUCUAAGACUAACCUGUGUGAGAAAAGCUGGUCAACUAAUCCAUGCCCUACGAUGGCAGGCCCUGUCACACGCUUCUCAUGUCAUGGUCAGCCAGUCCUGCAGUUUGCGUGCACCAGUACGUUCUCAGAGUACACGGUCAUGAACAAGAUUGAUUUGGCAAAGAUCCAUGAUGAUGCCCAACUUGAUCGUGUCUGUUUGUUGGCAUGCGGCGUCUCCACUGGCUAUGGAGCUGCCAUCAACAGUGCCAAGGUCCAGCCAGGAUCAGUGUGUGCAGUGUUCGGGUUGGGUGCAGUGGGUCUCGCUGCAGUCAUGGGCUGUAAGAGUGCUGGAGCCUCCAGGAUCAUUGCUGUGGACAUCAAUGAGGAGAAGUUUGAGAAGGCCAAGAUCUUUGGUGCCACUGACUUUGUGAACCCUAAAGCACACAAGAAACCAAUCAGUGACGUUCUGAUUGAAAUGACUGACGGAGGAGUGGAUUAUUCACUGGAGUGUGUGGGAAAUGUUGAGCUAAUGAGGAGUGCAUUGGAGUCAUGUGUUAAAGGCUGGGGAGUGAGCGUGAUUGUUGGCUAUACAGAUCUUCAUGACUUCGCUGCUCGGCCCAUUCAGCUAAUUGCUGGGAGAACUUGGACUGGAAGUCUGCUUGGAGGAUACAAGAUGAAGGAUGACGUUCCAAAGCUUGUCCUGGACCACAUUGCUGGUCGUAUAAAGCUGGAUGAGUUUGUGACACACACUAUGAAUCUGGAGCAAAUCAAUGACGCCAUUGAGCUGAUGAAGUCUGGGAAGUGCAUUCGUACUAUCAUCAAUAUGUCCAAAUAAGAAGUCAACAGCAAGACAACAAUCAUAACUUUGUAAAUUACACACACAAAUCAUUCGUUUUUGCUCUGUGCUCUGCUGGGUAUUCUUUAGGUUGUAGUAUUUUUUAAAAUAAGAUAUUGCAAUAUCUUUAGCAGUAUGUCAUAUGGUAUCAAUCGUACAAUCUGAAAUUGAAAUAAAUCUGCAGGUUACAGUACUACUCCUGUUAUGCCAGUUUUUCAUCAUAUUUUCACUGACAAUAUAAUAAACACAUUUGAAAUAAAUGUUUU